Molecule: messenger RNA, 1923 nt
Organism: Eucalyptus grandis
Lineage: Eukaryota; Viridiplantae; Streptophyta; Magnoliopsida; Myrtales; Myrtaceae
Product: E3 ubiquitin-protein ligase CIP8
Exons: 1
Coding region: 447-1514 (355 amino acids)
Biological process (GO): protein ubiquitination
Cellular component (GO): cytoplasm
Molecular function (GO): ubiquitin protein ligase activity
Source: RefSeq, a predicted model, not a curated record
UUUUGCAAACAAGCCAACGCCAUCUCCAUGUCACCCGAAAAGAAUCAAAAACACGAAGGAGGAAGAAUCGAAAAUAUCUGAAGAGGGAAGAGAGCCGAACGAAUCUCCGUAGAAAUGGCGGCGGACGCCUCCAUCUCCUUCUCCCUCCACCGCCUCCACCACCCCCACGGCGGAGCACCGACCCCCUCCCCAACCCUAGAUUCCGACGACGAUUUCCCCAUCUGGCCCCCCGCCCCCGCCGCCACCGCCACCGCCACCGGCAUCACCACCGCCACCACCAAUAUCACGACGCUCCGUUCGAUGUCUACGCCUCCGAUCCCUUCCCUCUCCACCGGUCCGAUCCGAUCGCUGCCGUCCGAUCCCAUCCCUCCGCCGGCGACGACGUUCGAUUCGACGCCGAUUCUCCGGAUCUCUUCCACGGCCCCGAGAACCAGGCCAAUUUCGUCAUGGACCUGUUUCAUCAGCGCGUGGAGCAGUCCCAUGUGAUGGACGGCGACGGCUCCGAUUUAGUGUCAGGUUCCUUGAAUGAGUCCAAUUUUGCUGUUAUAGAUGGUAGUAGCGAUUUGAGCGUCCACAAUUUGGAGGUAGGUUUAGGUUUAGGAUUGGGGUUUGGAUUAGAGAGGAACGAUAACGGGUCUUUCGUUGUCGAGCAUUGUUACGGUGAGUUUGAUGAUGGUGAUGACGUCUUCUUUGUGGAGAGGAGGUUUUCUAGCGGAGCACAGUCCGCCGGUGGUGCGGUGGAGCCCUAUGGUGAUGUGAGAUUGGAGUCCGAUUCAGAAUCGGAGAAUGAAGACAGGGCCGGUUUGUGUUUUGAGGAUGAGUAUGGGUUUGAUUGCGACAACAACGAGAAUGAUGAUCUCGCAAGCAACCCUCUCUUUUGGGAUUCUCUAAACUUGGAGGACGGUGAGGAGGUUCAUGAUGAUUUUGACUGGGAGGAAGUGGAUGGUCGCACCAACGAGAGAGAGACUUCGAGCUUGUUUGUUCAUGCUGAUGGCAGUGUUAGGUCCAAUUCAACCUCGACGCCCGUAGUUGUAGCCGACGAUGGUGAUGGUGGUUUGAGGGUGGAAAGAGUUGGAGGUCUGGGGAACGUGGAGUGGGAGGUUUUGUUGAACGCUAAUAACUUGCUUUUGGAUCCAGAUUUGGAAAAUGAGGAACCUUUAUUCACUGACCAUGCUUAUUUUUUUGGGCCAGACAGUCAGAUUUUGGUUGGGCAAGUGAUGGAGAGUGAGAGUGCUUCUAGUGGUAGGCCGCCAGCUUCUGCAUCAGUGAUUGAGAAUCUUCCUACUAUAGUUUUAGGUCAAGGGGAUGUGGAGAAGAAUGAGGGGCUUUGUCCUGUAUGCAAAGAUGAGUUUGAUGUGGGGGAAAAGGUGAUUGAUCUGCCUUGCAGUCAUAGAUACCACUCCAACUGCAUCCUAACGUGGCUGCGCAUGAGAAAUACUUGUCCUGUUUGUCGCUACGAAUUACCCACUGAUGAAUCUGAUUAUGAGGGUAGAAGGACGUUGCAGAGAGUAUGACUUGAUCUUUGGUCAUGGACUGAGGUCAGUUAUAAUUCUUAAAAUCUUGCCAAGUAUCAGGGUUUUGUGAAAUUGGACAGCAUCAUGUGAUGGCUUCCUCACCUGCUUCACUAGGAUGAAAUACUCAAUAACACUAUCUUAAUUGUAUUGUGUUUGUAAAGAAUGUUAUUCCUGCAAUGUGCUUGGCCUUUUGCCUUUUUAUUCUAUUGUAGUGAGAAGAAAAGGGGUGAGAACUACAACUUGUGAGUGUUAUACCCCUACAUGGUUGAUCUUUCGCUAUUACACCUAACGAGAAGGGAAUAUUUUUGGGUUCGUGAUCGUACCCCGCACGUUUCUUGUAUCUACCUUCUUUUAGGAAUGUGUUAUCUUUUUAGUACUAUCGCAAAUAAAUAACUUGACUUUGCGUGUA